AUGUUUCGUAUUGCACAGGACUCUAUGCCGAGUUCCGAUCACGUCAUCACUUACGAUUGCGUCAUUGAACAAAACGUGAUGAAAUGGUUGAAACAUUGUGAAUACAAGCACAAUUCGCAUGUGGCUCGGAACAAUCGGGGACAGAACAUGUGGAAGUCAGCUAUGCCUGACAUGAACAAGACCAUUGCCGCGACAUGGAGUGUUGAUACGUGGUUCAGGGAAUUGGAAAAUAUUGGUGCGCCCGACGAUAAUUUGUUCACUAUGGACGUUGCCGAUAGUGGCUUAUUCCAUUACACGCAGGUGAUGAGGAUUUAUUGA
Molecule: messenger RNA, 318 nt
Organism: Cooperia oncophora
Lineage: Eukaryota; Metazoa; Nematoda; Chromadorea; Rhabditida; Trichostrongylidae
Source: the annotation of a GenBank genome assembly